AUGGCUCAAAAGCAAGAUCUUAACUUAUUCAUAGAUAACUCCAUCAUCCCAGAAAAGGUUUUCACCUCAGAACCUUUGUUUGGGACAAUAACGCACACUCAAGGUACUUCUCCAAGUUGGCUAGUCAAUUUACUUAUAGAAAACUCAUUAUAUGGAACUUGUGUUAUAAAUCAUGAAAAGGAUCAACAUAGACAAAUCAGAGCUGAUACUGUUGUGAUAUCGUUCUUACAUGACUAUGACUAUUAUGAAAAGGACUUGAAAAGAAACGGUAUUGAACUCAAUGAUAAUAAGCAAUUCCAUUUCAUUGAUCUAUUUACAGAUUUAUUUCAAGAAAUUAGUACACCUGAAUCUAUUGGUAAAUUAUUUGAUCAAAUCGCUACUCAAAUUCAAGGAUAUCAAAAUACAAAGAAGAUAAUUUUGAUUGAAGGUAUAGAAUUCUUGUUAUCUGCCACUAGCAUCUCUACAAUCCAAUUGUUGAAUCAAAUCAACAAAUUGAACAAAUUAGCAAAGGGUAUUUUUGUCAUUACCAGCGCAGAUAAAGAAUUGAUUGAAGCUAGUCAAGGAAAUCAAAACCUUCCUGAAUUCAAAACAUUAGACUUUAUCGUUAGAUUGAUUCAUCGUUCCAAUAUAGUGAUGGGACUAAGACCACUAGAAACUGGUAGAGCAAAAGAUAUUACUGGUACGCUUACAAUAUCAAAAGGUACAAUUCCAUUCGAAUCAUUAGUUGUUUCAGAGAAAGAGUAUUUGUAUUUCAUAAAUAGGGAAACCACCAAGUUGUUUUUCAGAUAA
This is a messenger RNA of Hansenula anomala, 789 nucleotides long. RefSeq names its product Elongator subunit ELP6 (gene ELP6). Bases 1 to 789 code for a protein of 262 amino acids. NCBI's taxonomy places the organism in Eukaryota, Fungi, Ascomycota, Saccharomycetes, Phaffomycetales, Wickerhamomycetaceae. The record is from RefSeq and is a predicted model, not a curated record. Gene Ontology annotation, biological process: tRNA wobble uridine modification. Gene Ontology annotation, cellular component: elongator holoenzyme complex. The transcript has a single exon.